AUGCUCUAUAAUUCAUCCUUUUUACUCCUACAUUACAAAUCGACAAAAAUUUAUAAUCAACAGGGCAUAAUUCUCUCUUCCUUCUACUGGGGCUACGUUCUCACGCAUCUUCCUGGCGCUAUUUUGGCUGGAAAAUACGGAGGCAAGUACACCCUUGGCCUCGGCAUCCUCUUUACAGCCAUAUUCACUCUUCUGUCACCCACUGCUGUUUACUUGGAUGGCUCGAGGGCGCUGAUAGUCGCCCGAUUUCUUAUGGGACUGGGGGAAGGCACGACGUACCCUGCCAUAAACGUGAUGCUCGCCCAGUGGACGCCACCCAGCGAGAGAUCGAAAAUCGGUUCAUUCGUUUAUGCCGGGGCACCACUGGGCACCGUCUACGCAACGACGAUCUCGGGCCUGAUAUUACACUACACCAGUUACGGCUGGCCCGCGGUCUUUUAUUUCUUCGGUUCUGCGAACAUCAUCUGGUUCUGCGUAUGGGUGUUCCUGUGCUACGACAAGCCGCAGGAGCAUCCCUUCAUCUCCGAAAGCGAGUCGAAAUUUUUGAACGAGCAAUUGAGCGAUCACACCCAUGAGAAGCCUCCACCCGAGCCCUGGAGGCACAUACUAUCCUCCAAACCCUUGUGGGCCCUGAUAAUCGCCCUUAUUGGGCACAAUUGGGCCUGGGCGACCAUUGUAUCGGAUCUGCCAAAAUACAUGUCAAGCGUGCUGAAAUUUUCCAUCCAGAACAACGGCUAUCUCUCCUCCUUGGCUUACCUUUGUAUGUGGCUGGGUAGUUUGGUAUCUUCGUGGAUAGCCGACUGGAUGAUGGUCCGGGGAUACCUGUCCAUCACGGGCAUCAGGAAAUUGGGAGCAUCCAUAUCCCUGAUCGUACCGUCGAUUUUCAUAGUCAUGGCGACUUACGCGGGCUGCGAUAGGGUUGCCGUGCUAGUGCUGUUUAACGUUGGCAUGGUGUUCAUGGGAACCGCGUUGCCUGGCAUUAUGGUCAAUGUCUUGGACCUCAGCCCAAAUUAUGCGGGCUCCCUCAUGGCGAUGACGAAUGGUAUUUCGGCGCUUACGGGCAUCGUUGCGCCAUACAUCGUGGGGCGUCUUGCUCCCGAACAAACACUCAGCGAGUGGAGACUGGUCUUUUGGAUCGUGCUUGGGGUCGCCGUGUGCACCCAAUUGGUAUUUUUGCGCUACGGUAGCGGCGAAGUCGAGUAUUGGAAUGACCCGGAGUUUGUAAAAGCGGAAAGGAGGAAAAAGGAGGAGGUGGAGGAAGGAAAACAGUAAUUUUUUUUUUCAACACAUUAUUUCU
Copidosoma floridanum is the source of this 1297-nucleotide messenger RNA. RefSeq names its product dietary and metabolic glutamate transporter-like. NCBI's taxonomy places the organism in Eukaryota, Metazoa, Arthropoda, Insecta, Hymenoptera, Encyrtidae. Gene Ontology annotation, biological process: monoatomic anion transport; transmembrane transport. Gene Ontology annotation, cellular component: membrane. Gene Ontology annotation, molecular function: transmembrane transporter activity. The record is from RefSeq and is a predicted model, not a curated record.